CCAGCUCUCCCACGGCAUCACACCGGGAAGGAGAAAGAGGGUCUCACUGGCCAAUGGCUCUAUAACCAGGAGAUGAACUCCAGUUCAGACCAGGAGGAACCAGAACUUCCACAGAUAAAAGAGAAGCAUGAGGAUAUAGAACUUCCACAGAAAAAAGAAGAACAGAAGAAUACAAAACCUCCACAGACAAACCGAAAAACUCUAGAGAUGAAAGAGGAGCAGGAGACUGAAAUCUUUAUGGUAACUCCAGUUUAUAAUGAAAGAAACCACAAGGAACUAGAACCGAACAGGUACCAACGGCUUUCUCUGUACUCUUCUGAGUCUGAGAACCAAGUUCAGGAAGGAAGCAGAAAAACAGACUCAGGAUUCAGCAGAGAUGAAGAGCUGAAACAAAAUAAGAGAAGUUCACAAACCAGUAGUCACGGCGACAACCUAGACCACCCAAAUGUAAAAAGAAACCCCAAAAAGUGUUUUGUGUGUUUGACUUGUGGGAGAAAAUUCUCUGUAAAAUAUAAUUUAACUGCUCACAUGAGAACUCACACAGGUGAGAAGCCUUUCUCAUGUCAGAUCUGUGGAAAAACUUUUGCUUUUAGAAGCGCUUUGAAUUCUCAUGUGAAAUCACACACAGGUGAGAAGCCUUUUACUUGUCAAAUCUGUGGAAAAAGUUACUCUGAAAAUAACAGCUUUAAAUACCACAUGAAAACUCACACAGGUGAGAAGUCUUUCACGUGUGAGACCUGUGGAAAAAGUUUUAUUCUUGGAAGCGCUUUGAAUUCUCACAUGAGAUCUCACUCUGGUGAAAAGCCUUUCUCAUGUGAGACCUGUGGAAAAAGUUACAAGCGAAAAGUUCAUUUGAAAGUACACAUGAAAAAACACACAGGUGAGAGACCUUUCUCGUGUCAGAUCUGUGGAAAAAGUUUUAUUUUUAGAAGUGAUUUGAAUAUCCACAUGAAAACACACACAGGUGAGAGACCUUUCUCAUGUCAGGUCUGUGGAAAGGGUUUUAUUGUAAAAGGACACUAG
Messenger RNA from Nematolebias whitei (Rio pearlfish), 1023 nucleotides. Its product is annotated as gastrula zinc finger protein XlCGF62.1-like. Gene Ontology annotation, biological process: regulation of transcription by RNA polymerase II. Bases 73 to 1023 code for a protein of 316 amino acids. NCBI's taxonomy places the organism in Eukaryota, Metazoa, Chordata, Actinopteri, Cyprinodontiformes, Rivulidae. The transcript is spliced from 2 exons. Gene Ontology annotation, molecular function: DNA-binding transcription factor activity; RNA polymerase II cis-regulatory region sequence-specific DNA binding. The record is from RefSeq and is a predicted model, not a curated record.